AUGCAUAUCACGAACGGGACUUUAACUGUGUCGAUACAAAUACAGGCCUUGUGUCACUGCAGUGAAUGCCGAAAAAUCUCGGGAAGCGCUUUUGGUUUCAACUGGGUCCUCGCAAGCAAAGACGUCGAAGUCACUGGUACCCCGAAGACUUUCACGACCACCGCCAAGAGCGGGAACGCAGUCAUCAGCCACUUCUGCAGUGACUGUGGAGUGACGCUUUGGAGGGACGGACCCGCCACGAAGGGGAUGAUGUACUUCAAGGCGGGCACACUGGAUGACUGGAAGGAUCAGAGUUCGAUGGCUCCCUUUGCAGAAAUCUUUACCUCGCGACGUCUUUCCUGGGUCAAUGCUGUUCCGAAUGCGGCCCAGAAGAGCGAGAUGGAGUAG
Colletotrichum destructivum is the source of this 387-nucleotide messenger RNA. Its product is annotated as Putative CENP-V/GFA domain, Mss4-like superfamily protein. The record is from RefSeq and is a predicted model, not a curated record. The coding region runs from base 1 to 387 and encodes 128 amino acids. Gene Ontology annotation, molecular function: carbon-sulfur lyase activity. The transcript has a single exon. NCBI's taxonomy places the organism in Eukaryota, Fungi, Ascomycota, Sordariomycetes, Glomerellales, Glomerellaceae.